This is a messenger RNA of Clarias gariepinus (North African catfish), 1731 nucleotides long. RefSeq names its product adenosine kinase b (gene adkb). Gene Ontology annotation, molecular function: adenosine kinase activity. Gene Ontology annotation, cellular component: nucleus; cytosol. The record is from RefSeq and is a predicted model, not a curated record. Gene Ontology annotation, biological process: purine ribonucleoside salvage. The coding region runs from base 146 to 1183 and encodes 345 amino acids. NCBI's taxonomy places the organism in Eukaryota, Metazoa, Chordata, Actinopteri, Siluriformes, Clariidae. The transcript has 11 exons.
GGUUUGGCGUGACGCUCCCGCGCGGCCAUAGUGCAGCACGCGCCGCUGUCACAGCCUGUAGUCUUCUUCCUGCGUGCGGGGUGCGUACGGCGCGCGCGCGGCGUUCUGUUCCACAGCUUCGGCUCCCGGGUUCCGUUCUGACGUCAUGCCUACAGCCAGUGAGAAUGCCCUGUUCGGGAUGGGUAACCCCCUGCUGGACAUCUCCGCCGUGGUGGACAAAGACUUUCUGGACAAGUAUGGCCUGAAGCCCAAUGAUCAGAUCCUGGCAGAGGAGAAGCACAAAGCGCUGUUUGAUGAGCUUGUGAAAAAGAGUAAAGUGGAGUACCAUGCAGGCGGCUCGACACAGAACUCGGUUAAAAUUGCCCAGUGGAUGAUCCAGAAGCCCCACAAGGUGGCGACGUUUUUCGGCUGUAUCGGUAAAGACCACUUUGGAGAGAUCCUGAAGCAGAAAGCGGCUGAAGCUCACGUGGACGCGCAUUACUACGAGCAGAGCGAGCAGCCGACGGGAACCUGCGCAGCCUGCAUCACCGGGGACAACAGGUCUCUAGUUGCUAACUUGGCAGCUGCUAACUGUUACAAUAAGGAGAAACAUCUGGAUCUGGAGAAUAACUGGAACCUGGUGGAGAAAGCAAGAGUCUUCUAUAUCGCUGGUUUCUUCCUGACCGUGUCCCCUGAGUCGGUACUGAAGGUGGCCAAACACGCCAGUGACCACAACAAGAUCUUCGGUCUGAACCUCUCCGCUCCCUUCAUCAGUCAGUUCUUUAAAGAGCCUCUGAUGAACGUUCUGCCCUACGUCGACAUCCUGUUCGGCAACGAGACGGAAGCAGCGACGUUUGCAAAGGAGCAGGGAAUAGAGACAGACGAUAUAGAAGAGAUUGCGCGCAGGGUUCAGCUCCUCCCCAAAGUGAACAAGAACAGAAAGAGGAUCGUGGUGUUCACUCAGGGGCCGGACGACACCGUCGCCACCGUGGGUGAGAAGGUGACCCGGUUCCCCGUGUUGGACAUCGAUCAGAAUGACAUCGUGGACACUAACGGAGCAGGAGACGCUUUUGUAGGAGGGUUCCUCUCGGAGCUGGUUCAGGAGAAAUCUCUGGAGCAGUGUAUCCAGGCCGGUCACUACGCCGCUAACGUCAUCAUCCGACGCUCCGGGUGCACUUUCCCUGAGAAACCAAACUUCUAUUAACUCUCUCUCUCUCUCUGUCUCUCUCUCUCUCUUCACCUUCUUUCUCCUAAAUCUUAAGCCACAUGACUGGCGUGCCUCUACCUUUGUUUACACUUCCUCCAGGGCAGUCUUAAACAAACCCCCCAAAACACUAUACUGACUUGAUCUUUCCCGGUUGAUAGCGGUACAGACGUCUGCACUUCCCCAGCCGUAUCGGCGUCAGGAAGUGAUGCGUGAUCUCGCUCAGAUCUUACACUCGUGCAGGUCUUACAGGAGGAGUCCAAGAUGAACAGAUAUUUUUUUAUAAGGUCCAAAAGAGACGAAGCAGCUGUGGUGAUCCAAACCUCUGGACGUGAUGCCGUCAGGCGUCCUCGGGUCUCGGGUGUAACUUUAUUUAACUGGAGUGUUUUUAAAGUCUUCGUCGUUAGCUUAGCCGUGUUUCUUUGUUUCUUGCAGGCAAUCAAAACUAAAAAAAAAAAAGCGCACAAAUGGAAAUUAUGCAUAAUGUAUAUGUUACACUCAUAUAUGUGUAUAUAUAAACACACACACACACACACACACACACACAC